CUAAAUUGGAUAAGAAGACACCCGGCAAUUUUCUCGGGGGGAAAGGGGACAUGGACUGCGACUCAGAGCGAGUAUGGAAGAUAGUUGAUAACCAGCGGCACAACGUGCCGAGGAAGAAGCGAGCCCCAGGAGCCCCUCUCUCUCUGUUUGACCGACUCUACGACUGCUAUGUGGACUGCGUACAGAGACAGAACGACAAGAACUUUGACAAGAGGUUUUGUAACACCAGUAACUUGCUGCACCAGCUCCCACCUGGACACGUGCAGCCUUCGCUGGUGGUCAAUCUGUACUCUGAUGACAGGGGCUACUCACUCGUUCUCAAUCCUGAUGAACAAUGUGAAGAGAUAUGCCUGCCGUAUGAGGAUGAUGAGAUAUUCAGUUACCUAGACAACCAAGAGAUCCCUCCCGUCCUGACUGAAGUUCUGUCUGAGACAAGCUACUGUCACAUGCAUGGAGGUUGUGUGGUGUGCGAGGUUCGGAACCACCGAAACCCCGCCCCUUGCCCCACCCCCUCUGCACCUCAAUCUUACGACUCUCACCUCCUCAUGCUACGACCAACCACUGAGUCCAUUCUCCAGAUGGUGAACGAAAUUGCCAGUGAUACAGACUGUUCUCUGGUCGGUAUAUAUGCUCCUUUUGUGUACCUCCCCCGUUUCACUUAUCCUCUUUUCCUCUCUCCUCUCUCUUCUUUAUCUCCUCUCUCUUCCCCUCUCUCCUCUCUCUCCUCUCUCCUCUCUCUUCCCCUCUCUCCUCUCUUCCUCUCUCCUCUCCCCCCUCCCCGUCUGCAGGAAGACCAGCUGGCCCUGGAGAGCAAGCUACUGCUGGCCACCCAACCUCCCAUCUGUCUCGACCCCAGUACUGAAGUGGUGUGGGUCACCAACAGACUCCACUACAACAGACGCAAGUUCCACUCGCCCUCCACGAAGGGAUAUAGUAGACGGACGAGCGAAGACUCGCUUCGAGCGAGAAUCCACCUCUCCUCACUCCGCCCCGCCCCGCCCGAACUCCGCCUACACAACUUUCUGAAGGCCACCGACACUCCACUCAAGUGUCCACGACCCAAGUUCACUGACGAGUGGAAGAAAAAGAGAAGUCUUCCACCAAGUAUUUCUACCAGCUCCGUGGCACUCUAUAUCAAGGAGGGUACAGGAGCUGCGAGUGUCUCCUGAGACCCCGCCCACUCCGACCACGCCACAGCUGACCACACUCCCCUCAUGCACCACACACCUUGCUCCACCCAGAACGUGAAUGUCUUUGGCAGAAGAAGAGUUCCUAUCUCAAGAGCAAAGCACACUCCCACAACUUACUCUGUGCUGACCACACGCCCCUCACGUGACGGGGUGGUAAUAUUUUCAUUGUUCCCACUCCCACCCAUGCUCAGCCUCUCUUCCUCCUCCUCUCUUCACUCACAAACGCACACCCACCAUUAUCCAGGCAUUGGCCGCAGACAACAAACCAAAUUCGGUCCUACUCCAAUCCACUGUUGACCGAAACCCUCCCUCACUGUCUCCUCACUCGUUCUUCUCUCCGUUGGGAGAAACCACAACCACCAAUCAUCAUAAUCAUCAUCAACCCCCCACUGGUGUCGCUAUCAACAACCUACCUCCUCAUCCGCCCCCUCCCUCCAUCUUCUCUCCCUGCAUCAACAAAAACACGAGGGGGAAACGCCCAAUCCCUGCCAUCUCCACUCCUCCCGUUGCCAUGACGCCAGGAAAAAAACCCCAUCCCCAGAGCUUCCCACAGCUUGCAAUGAGGUCGUCAGUUGGGUCAUGCUACCGCAACGGAGACCAGAACCAUAUACAACACGGGUUGGGCUAUGUCACUAAUAUGUGUUGCAAUGUCAAUAAUGUAUGAGCCAAGGACACAUUGGGGAUGGGAACAUUCGUGAGUGGUGACCAUUUUGCACACAUCGCAGUGUCCUGAGUGUGGGUGUGCAUCAGGGGAGCGUGGACAGCUGACUCGCCCAACCUCGCCGAUUCUCGCACCUUCCACCCUCUCAGCCUCCGCCCAGCAUGCACGCUCCGUUGGUGAUGCCAAAGUUACGACACAGACUGACCACUCCCUCAUUCUCCUCUCCUCUCGUGGCCCCGCCUCCCUUGCGGCGCCACCUCAAUGCCGCUCCUGAAUGACCUCUGUCGCUGGAGAAGUGCUACUCAUCUUCAUGACACCCAGAACAGCACCAAAAGCACUGCCAAAACUGAGAAGACUCUAGUCCUUGCCAUAGCUAGUGUUGUAGUGGAAUUUUAGUAUGCAAACAACCUUGGCAAAAUUGAUGAUGCUCAUGUGAACUUUGUGAUGUCACAGUGUGUUUCUUUUCGUGAUGUAAUGGAGGAAUAUAUCAUCGUAGCUGAUGUCAUGAUUUGUCAUUGUCACGCGGUCCACAGACUCUGAGGCACUGGUUCGCAAACUCACCAAGACAGGAUGUUCAUGGCUGUUUGUCAG
Molecule: messenger RNA, 2442 nt
Organism: Geodia barretti
Lineage: Eukaryota; Metazoa; Porifera; Demospongiae; Tetractinellida; Geodiidae
Source: the annotation of a GenBank genome assembly